UUUAUUUUUUAGUCCCGCCUUUGCUUCCAACUGGAAUGGAUUUUACUGCUCUUGAUUGGCGUGUUAACUUAUCUUUGGUUUCUCCGAGAGAGCUGGGUUAUGAGUACACAAAUCCGUUUACUGGUUUUCGCAUGUUUCGUUAUGUUUUGCCUGGUGCACCAAACUUUACAGUUGAGACCUUUGCAAUUACUCGUUUUGGCUCUUUUCGUAAACGUCCAGAACAUGAAAAGAAAUUUGUUGAUGCAAUUAAGAACUUUGUUAAUUCUGGAAAUGUUAAGGGGGGAGGAGGGAUUACAACAAUUGAAAGUAAUUCUGCAACUACAACAACAUCAACAUCUGCUGCUAAAAAUUGUGGAAUUUGGAGUUCUAGUAAUGAAGGUCUUCUUUGGAUGA
Messenger RNA from Meloidogyne enterolobii, 393 nucleotides. Lineage: Eukaryota; Metazoa; Nematoda; Chromadorea; Rhabditida; Meloidogynidae. The record is from the annotation of a GenBank genome assembly.